Messenger RNA from Mesocestoides corti, 555 nucleotides. NCBI's taxonomy places the organism in Eukaryota, Metazoa, Platyhelminthes, Cestoda, Cyclophyllidea, Mesocestoididae. The record is from the annotation of a GenBank genome assembly.
AUGCGUUGUAACAUUGAGGCAGAUAAAUCCGACGUCUUUCUGUUUAUUGACGACGACUACGAGUUCAACGCGAAGAAUGUGCUCAAUUACCUGAAGAGUCUGACGAAAUUCGAGCGUCGCCAUCUGCUCAGUGGAUCCCUAAUGACGUGGCGGCGUGUGGUUCGUCCGUUCAAGGACGCCAGUCGAAAUAAUUGGGCUGUGACUCGAUAUGAGGUUCCGUGGUCGCGCUUCCCACCGUACGCAUGGGGCACGGCGACGUUUGUCGGUGCGGAUGUACUCAGGGAGCUGGUCGUAGCCGAAGCCUACACGCGCUUUCUGUGGGUGGAUGAUGCGUUUAUGGGCUUUGUCGCAGCUAAAUUGCCACAUCUGCAUUUCCAAAGCAUGAAGGGCUUCUACCUCGAAUCCACCAAUAACCAGAAGGCUCUCAUAGCGCAUUCACCCCUCAGAUUCUCAUUGGGUUGGGCCUUAGACAAUAUGACGCAUUCCAUGUUCAUGAUUGCAACGCGUCAAGUCUGUGACGGCGUCGAUUGCUCGAAAGAAAUCGGCUCUCUCUAG